Molecule: messenger RNA, 1506 nt
Organism: Cercopithifilaria johnstoni
Lineage: Eukaryota; Metazoa; Nematoda; Chromadorea; Rhabditida; Onchocercidae
Source: the annotation of a GenBank genome assembly
AUGGGUCAGAUAGCGUCCCUUCAACGAAGAGCCAAUGUCCCGAAUGUAACAAGUGGGACAGAUAACGAUGAUGAGAACUGUGAAAUGCAUCGUUUUUCCAGUCAUCCAGGAGCCUUUUUUGGUUCAUAUUUCUUAUUGGGCGGUGAACGAUAUGAUUUGGCAAAACCGGAAGCUUUUUUAUUUGGCGAGAAUGCGGAUUUAGAUAUGCUUGGCAACAGAUCAGUGCAGUUUCCAUAUUCGAGCCAACCAGUGAAUGAUCCAGUGAGGACUUUAAAUGCUUUAAUCAAUCUUCGCCGAGAUUCGUUAAAACUAACAAAAAGCAAAAACGACGCAUCAGAGAACAAGAAUUUGUUCCGCUUGGAAUUCUAUUUCGACUGUGACAGUGCUUGUUAUGUACAAAUUCAUUUCUUUGCAAAGGAAUUUGUUAACGAUGGACGUAUAAGAUUUGUGCACAAGCAUUCUCAGUUGAAGUCAUCUGAGCAAUAUUAUUUUGAUGUUGGUGCAGAACAGCAUUUCAACAAAUUCGUAAUGGACACUAGUGUAUAUGACCUUAGUUCCAUGCAUUAUGAUAGCGGAUCUUACUUUCCUGUUGUUAUCGAAAUUCGUGCCGUUGAUUGUGGUAUUGAACAGAUGCAAUCGACAAUGGCUAGCAUCGAACACGCAACCGAUCAGUGUGCGACAUUUGUUAUAAAGGCGCUCAAGCAAAAACUAGUAGCUGAUGGUGUAGUAUACUUAUUGCAAGAAAUUUACGGAAUUGAGAAUAAGGAACACGAUUUUGGUGAUGAAAAUGGAUCCGAAUGCAUAAUCUGUAUGUCCGAUAUUCGUGACACUGUUAUCCUUCCAUGUCGGCAUUUAUGUAUUUGUAAUGGAUGCGCGGAAACACUAAGGUAUAAGUUAAAUAAUUGCCCCAUUUGUCGUUCACCAUUCCGUGCACUACUACAGUUGAAGACGAUGCGUGUUGUUAGUACGGUUUCAAUAACUGAUCAAUCACCAUCUUCGCAACAAACUCGUUCACAAACUAGAUAUGAAACGAUGACGUUAGUAGAAGCACUAAAUGGACCGAUCAGCCACAUACAGUCCUGUGUAGUACCAACUGCUCCAUCUGGUUACAACAUCGAUUCUCCCCAUGAAGUUUCUGCAUCUCUUAAUUCAAAAGUUACAAGACGCUCUUCACGAUCUUCAGUCGCUAUACAACAGGUACUCACGUUGAACAAUCAGGGCCGAAACAAGAAGGAUAACACUGUUUGUAUAGAAAUGAAAUCAGCCGAUGAAUUUAAGAAUGAAGAGGAAAUUUCAAAUGGCUGUUCGACUAGUCGUUGUCCUGAUUCCCCGUCCAAUAUUACAUCUUCAUCGCUUCCCUCGCAUGGUCGACGUUAUAAGAAACAGCAGACUGUGUCACCGCAGCAUAACCGGAAAGCACCCAUUGAAAAUGUUGUUGCUCAAGAAAAUGCGCCGAUUGAACUUGCCAAAAAUUCUGAUGACAUUGCCACAGCAAAGGAUUCAUAA